UCAACUAUAUAAGGAGCAGCAGUCCUGAUCAAGACACACUCCACCUGCGACGCUCCACCAAAGCCCUGCUGAGAUUUUGUGAGACCUCGUGACACCCAAAAAAUGUCUGACCGGCAAUUGAGCUACCAUGGACAUGAAGAUGAAGAAGAAUAUGAUGAAGAAUGUGACGUACCUCGUGAGGAAAAGCAAAAGACAGGAAGACACAAGAUAACAUGGAAAAACAAAAAGGGUGGUACAAAAAAGCCCAGGGUGCAACUUGCCUCAGUUAAUGUUGAUGUGAUCGACACGCUUAAUAUGAUUGACACAUUUGACAGACCAGGAGGUGCCUGUGCAGAAAGCAACUAUGCUCGAAGUGGAACAUAUUCGUCAGCUUUUGAAAAUGAACCAGGAAAGAGGAUUCCCAAGAUUGGAGCUUAUGCAGAAGCAGGAGUUGGACGAGCUCGUGCUGAAUACAGUGUAUUCGAGGCUGAAGCCAAAGGUCCCAACGCCUCAGCUGGAGCUGAAGCCAGUGUGAUUGGAGUCGGAGCAAUGGCUCGAGCUGAAAUUGCCAGUGCAUCGGCUAAAGCCGGUCCAGUUGGUGCGAAACUGGGACUUGGAUUUGAUACGGGUGCAUCUGUUGGUCUGGGAGGGGUGGAGGCCAAAUUCCUGGGAACUGGAUUCUCAAUUGGUCCAAAAACUGGUAUAUCUGUUCUGGGUUCAGAAGUAAAAGUGUCUUGUGUAGUCAUGUAGUCACACAGGUAUUAAUUACUUUUGAAUAUUAUAUGUGAAACCACCUGAGUUUUUUUUUAUACUAAUGUUUUUCAUUUUAUAUUUAUAUAACUGUUGAGACUUGUUUUCAUUUGAAAAUAAGCAUAUCUGGUUAUGCUUAUGCAGGUAUGUGUAUUGCUUUUCCAGUACUGUCAUUCCCAGUGGAUAUGAUUGUAGGGUGAAACCUGAAAAAAAUAAACUUUACCCAUUUUUAAUACAGUAUCAGUAUUGUUGUUGAGUUAUAAAUAUGCAUUAUUAUACUUCAACAAUAUGGAAACAUAUAAUGUUUUAUUUUAUAUGUCAUAAUCUUACAACUGUUGAAACUUUUGUUUAAGAAUAAAUGUUUGUAUUUGGUUAUGCAGGUAUGUGUAUUGCUUUUCUUUAUACUGUCAUUCCCGGUGUAUAUCUUGUGUUCACAAAACUUUCUAGAG
Megalobrama amblycephala (Wuchang bream) is the source of this 1178-nucleotide messenger RNA. RefSeq lists its product as uncharacterized. The record is from RefSeq and is a predicted model, not a curated record. The transcript is spliced from 2 exons. Bases 103 to 729 code for a protein of 208 amino acids. NCBI's taxonomy places the organism in Eukaryota, Metazoa, Chordata, Actinopteri, Cypriniformes, Xenocyprididae.